CGCCGCCAUCUUGUGGCUCCACCUGUGUAGUACGGUGUAGAAGAACAAUAGCAGCGUAGUAGGAAGGAAAUAAACUGGACUAAUACAACAGGCGCCCAAACGGAGCUGCUGGAGAAAAUGUCACUGUUUGGAGGUCUUUAACAUUUUUACUCAGUACUGUUUGUUUUCUACAACCACCGCCAGGAAUCUCCGCUGUGUUACGACAAGACGAUUUGUCAAAGAUGAUGUUUUUUAGUUUGCAGCCUUCAGGAAGGACACCGUGCAAUGCAACAACACCGUAUAUAACGAAUAACAUGUGAUAUAACGGAUUGGAGCAUUUCUGUCUUCUUGAGUGUACAGUUUUGCAUUUUGGCGCAGUCUAUUUGAUAUAGCGAGUGGGAACAAAAUGGAGGGUAAUAAGCUGCUGUUAAGUUGCGCUUAGACUUAUCUAACCCUUAUCUUAGCUUAGACUGCGUGUACACCGCGGUUUCCAACCUGAAUGAGCUAUUUGCAGGAUAUAUUUGCUGGGCAGAAAGAAAGAGAAACGCGCUUUGGAGGGCAGGGACAGUGACAAGAGCCGUGUAAGGAAUACAGACACGUUACCAUUGUAACGGCUUUACGUUACUUCCUACAAAAUCCCAGACUGUAACGUUGUCCGGUAUGUGCACAAUACAAAUUGUUUGUUCUGCCAUAAGAAACACGUAGAGCUACUUGCAAAGUAAAAUAGUAUAAGGGUAACCUGAUAUCACACAAUGACCGACUCCGGAGAUACAGCCAGUGUUCCCGGCUGCUCCGGCCUCAGCAGCGGGGCGGGGCUGAGUUUCACCGCGGGCAGUGGACUCCCACCAGGCCGCCUCAGGACUAGUCUGUCCUCCCCCACUGCACCUGGAAGACUGACGUCCCUCAGAACCAGGGAUCUGACACUGGGGGGAGCCCUCAAAAAACCAAAGAAAACCUUUGAGCCAAAUGUCCAUGCUGUGAGGAAAAGCAAAGAUGAAUUAAAGGAAGAGGUCCGCGUGGCUCCAAAAAAGGAGAGGAGAGAGAGGGAUGAGAGGAGGAGAGAGAACAGAGGGAGGAGGAGAGAGAGGCCUCAGACCAUCCAGUCACACUCUAUCUUUGAACAGGGUCCUGCUGACACCGUACGCAAAACAGGCUGGCGUGGUGCUACAGACCUGCAUGACUCCACCAGCUCUCCUGUGUGUAAACUGCUGAAGAAAGAGAGGAAAGAGUCAGAGGAGGAUGAAGAUGAGAUACUCUGUAAACUACAGAGGGAUGAUUUCAUAGACGAUCCAGGUCUGAGGAAUGAUGCCAAGCUGAAACCCAUCCAGCUGCCCCUGAGUCAGUCCAGCAAGAGUCAAACACUGACAGCCACCACAUGUCCAGAGAACCCUCCUCUGUUCAGACCCCCAUCCUGUGAAGCUCAGAGUAGAGCAGGCUACAGCAGGACAGAAAUACCCAAACAAAAGCAGCCAUCCCUGGUUGAAGUGCUGCAGGAUCUGAGCCUGUCUGGCAGAGAGGAGCUCUUCUUCAUGCAGUUACCGGACUGUAUGCCGUGCAGAACGUCUGGACAGAAGGUCGAGCCUUCUCUUGGAUCUGCAGCAGAGAAAGCUGCCAAGAAGGAGGGCAAGCCUGAGGACAAGAGGCCUCCACAUCUACAACCACAAGAGACUGUGGUGAUGGAGGGCUGCCCUAUGCUGUCCCAGUUCCCAGAAGGAUUUCUAGGAAAACUGCAGAUCAGGAAGUCAGGAAAGGUGGAGCUGAAGCUGGGUGACGUCGUCAUGGACGUCUCUGAGGGAGCUGCAUUCUCCUUCCUGCAGCAACUGGUGUCUGUGCACCUGUCUGACGGUCGGACUGGAGACAUGAUGGUGUUGGGAAACGUCCACCACAAACUGGUCUUGUCUCCUGACUUCCAGGCUCUGCUAAGACAGGCGGCACCACAGCAGCAACAAGGGCCCUGAUAUCCCAUCUACUGCAAACUCAACAGAGCCCAGUGUUGAAUUCUGUAGGAAUCCUGCUCUGAUGGGAGUUGUUUAGUUUCCACCGUUCUCCUACCUCUGCUUUGAGGCUUAAAGGCAGCUACGUCUGCAGCUUUCCCUCAGUAGCCUUUUUUUCCUGUGAUGGCAGGAUCUGAAGGAUUUUGUCUUUCUCUGUGGUAUGAAGACAAUGCCAGAGGAGACAUGUUUUUUUCUUUUUGGAAAGGUGGUAUCAGACUCAACCUACUGAUCCACAAGGACGAUACUGUAUGUUGUUACCUGAGCACUGAUUUGCAGAUGGAUGACUUCACUCUUACACCAGCACAGCAGCAAGCAUGAUCGUGAGCUUGCGACUGUCUGAAGGUCAUUGGCUACAUGCUGAGUUAGUAGGCGCCCAGAGAAAGAUAAAUGAGUACAUUCACAUCUGACACCAGAGAAAGAGGAUACCCACCCACAGCCACUUGUUAUCAGAGACUUUGGGCCAGCAAAGCCACUGAGUGACUGCAUUUUGUACGUAAAAGGGACAAUUUACCCCAAAAUACUCUUACCUUUAGUGCCAUUUCUCCAUCUAGAUGGUUUUGGUGUGAGUUUUGGAAGUCUACCUUCUCUCCAAUGUAAUGGAACCAGAUGGCACUCUGCUUCUUGUUAGCAGUUUCAUGUUGGAACUAUUGUCUUUCUUCAUAUCACUGUGCCGAAGGCUGAGCUGUAACGUUAGCUAGCGCAAAUAUGUGUGCUACCUUCUGCGCAUUGAUGCAGUUGCUGAGUCUUGUUUGGUAGAAAGAAAAUAGGUCAUACGUGAAACUGCUCACAACAAGGUCUGUGGAUUAUCUUGAGGAACUGGGUCAUGAUUUCUGGAACGAGACAUUGCUGUUGAGGUUGCAUUUUUAAGCUUUGAGCAUUGGAGAGAAGGUUGACAUCUCCAAAACUCAGCAACUUACACCAAAACAACAAAUGGAUUAAUAGCUCUACUGGUAGGAGGACAAUACUGUCCCUUGAAGACAAUGAGAGUCUCACCAUGUGUGUAAUAUUUGGUGUUCAGUAGACUAAAAGAUGCAAAUUCAAAUCCCUGGACUGCUCAACCACUUACUGCACUGAUGUACAGUUUGGACCUUUUGUAGCAUUUAGCACACUUUAUUGUAGCAUUUUAAAUAUUGUUUUUAGAUGUUUGUUUGUGAUGUGAAUUGUUUGGGUUUUUUGCUGCAUCAUUUCAUUUUUUUACAAUUUAACAUAAUCUGUAAAUCCAGAUGUUGCUGACCUACAGUUGUUUAACUCAAGACUUUCAUCUAUUGCCAAAGUCUUUUCAUUAGAGUUUCUGGAAGCCCCUUCAGAUAAUGUUUUUGGACAAUUUCAGUCAGGCUUCCAGAACAGUUACAGCACAGAAACCAGAUGUUAGGGACUCCAGCCGUGGCAUGGUAUAUAAAGAUUAAAGCUAGUCAUGGCUCCAGAUCAACUCUAUGUCCAUGCUGUGCGCAGCCUCAAGUCUUCAGACACAAACCUGUUGGAUCGUCCCGUGUCUAGAACAGUGGUUCCCAACCUGGGGGUCAGGCCACCAGGGGUCACCAUAGCUUCACGUGGGGCUGCAAGGAUUGUUGUUGUUGAUUUGUGUUUAAAUUAUAGAUAAUGCUAAUUCUCAGCAUUUUGUUCAUUUCUGCGAAGAAAAACAAAACAUUUUUUUAUAGUUUAGAGUAUUACAGACCUGAACACAAGCUGUAUUCACAGAGCCUCCACUCUCUGAUAAACAGCCUCAUCCUGCAGUAGAAAAGUAUGCAGUCAAAACAACCAAAGAGCUAAUAGAACAAUGAGAAGAAAACAGUCAAAAAGAAGCCUAUUAAGUCUGUAUGAAAAAAAGUCUCUGAUCAAUAUUCACUUGAAAUAAUAUGCUCAAAAUGUACAUUUACACAACCUUCCUGCAGUUACUGUGUUCACUGUUUGUGUAUUAGUUCUCUACCGUGUAUCGAAAAAAGGGUGCGAGCCACUGCUCUAGACUGUAGACCAGAGCGAGCCGUGGCUCUGGAAUGACCUGCUUUAAUGAUGCCAGGGUUGCCUUAUCAACUUUAAAUCACUUCUUCAAACUCAUCCUGAUAAUAUUUGACCUUUUAUGCUAAUAUCUUAUGUUUUAUACUCUGUACACUGUAGGUUGUACUGUUUUUUGUAAUGCAUUCUUUGUUUCUGAAUCUUUGUUUUGAUGUGUAAAGCACUUUUUAAAAUUGGUUUUGAGAGAGGCUGUACAAAUAAACUUGUUAUUCUACAGUAAA
Dicentrarchus labrax (European seabass) is the source of this 4207-nucleotide messenger RNA. RefSeq lists its product as uncharacterized. Gene Ontology annotation, biological process: transcription by RNA polymerase III. Gene Ontology annotation, molecular function: DNA binding. Gene Ontology annotation, cellular component: RNA polymerase III complex. The transcript has 8 exons. The record is from RefSeq and is a predicted model, not a curated record. Bases 732 to 1937 code for a protein of 401 amino acids. Lineage: Eukaryota; Metazoa; Chordata; Actinopteri; Moronidae.